CGGGCGGCGGGUGGCCGGCGGCUGGUGUCCGGUUGCGUUCCCCGCGGUGCUCGGGGCUCGGAGUCGGGAAUUGGGUCUGGGGAAGUGGGGCGCGGAGUCGGAAGCGGUCGUACAGCCCGCCCUGCCUCAGUUUCCCCUUCUCGAGGCGGUGAAUGCAAAUCCAGCGGCCGGUCCGGGGAGACCAAGCCGACCCCGGCCGAAGGAGCGUCCCUCCCAUUCCUGGAAGGCGUUUCCAGUGUCCCCGCCUGGACCUCGUUACCCCGUGUGAGCCAAGCCACCCCUUGGGGACCCAUGUGCAUCAUCUUCUUUAAGUUCGAUCCUCGCCCCGUUUCCAAAAAUGCGUACAGGCUCAUCCUGGCCGCCAACAGGGACGAGUUCUACCACCGACCUUCCAGGGCUGCAGACUUCUGGGGGAACAACAACGAGGUCCUCAGCGGGCUGGACAUGGAGGAAGGCAAGGAAGGCGGCACGUGGCUGGGCAUUAACACGCGGGGAAAGCUGGCGGCACUUACCAACUACCUGCAGCCACGGCUGGACCGGGAUGCCCGGGGCCGAGGUGAACUCGUGGCUCAGUUUCUGACCUCAGACGUGGAUAGCUUGUCCUACCUGAAGAAGGUCUCCACAGAGGGCCACCUGUACAACGGCUUCAACCUCAUAGCGGCCGACCUAAGCACAGAGAAGGGAGAUGUCAUUUGCUACUAUGGAAACCGGGGGGAGCGUGAGCCUGUUGCCCUGGCGCCAGGGACCUACGGGCUAAGCAACGCGCUGCUGGAGACGCCCUGGAGGAAGCUGUGCUUUGGAAAGCGGCUCUUCCUGGAGGCCGUGGAGCGAGCCCAGGCGCUCCCCAAGGCCGCCCUGGCCGCACAGCUUCUGGACGUGCUCAACAACGAAGAGGCGCAGCUGCCGGACCCGGCCAUCGAGGACCAGGGCAGGGAGUACGUGCAGCCCAUACUUAGCAAGUACGCGGCUGUGUGUGUGCGCUGCCCAGACUACGGCACCAGAACCAACACAGUCAUCCUUGUGGAUGCAGAUGGGCACGUGACCUUCACAGAGCGGAGCAUGCUGGGCACGGACCCCUCUUGCUGGGAGACCAGCACCCACGAGUUCAGGCUGCAGAGCUAACCCCCACCCGGGUAUGGCCAGGGCUCCCGGGAGGCCCUGUCACAGGUACUGCCUGUGACUCGGCCAGCGUCCCCCAGGGCCAGAGCCCUCUGAUGUGUGUGAACUCUUUGCAUCCCCAUGUCAAGCUCGGGGUCCAGCCUUGUGCCAGUGGAAAUGACAGAGGCCCAUGGCCAGGUGUGCGGCAGGCCCAGGUGUGCCGUGCCUCCCCCGGCCCAUGCACAGAAGCUCACACAAGGCACACGUGACACCCAUCACGCAUGCACGCACACGUUACAGGCAAUAGACGUGUUCACAUGUGCUCAGACACGCACACGCUUCAGGCAUGCCCCCCCCCCAUGCGAGCCAGACACGCAGAGCUGUGCCUCUCAACACCCACACGUGCUUCUGGCCAGUGAGUCUUGCUGUGAUCCUGACAAGAGUGGAUGUCUGUUUCAAAGCGGCCCCUCCUCUCCUGGGCGUAGCCAGUUCCUGACCACCAGCCCUGCUCUUGGAGAGGACACGGGCCACAUUUGAAUGAGGAAAACCUGCAUAGCGGAGGCACAGGCCGCUGGGUGGGUCCGGUGGUUCUGUGGGUGCCGAGGGGUCCUGUGCGUGGAGCUAUCCUGUGAGGGGGCAUCCAUGUGCAACGGGCCGCCUCGGCAGGCUCUCAGGCCUCCACCUGUGCAGGGGGGUCAUGGGUUCCGGGCAGACCCAUCUCAGGGAGGGGACACAGCUGCCCCUGCCAUUUCCGUUCUCCUAGGGAGUUAAACUUCAUAAUAAGACUCUGUACUUGAAUGUGAGAUGCUGAUAAUAAAACUCUGAGGCUGUGGUGAG
Molecule: messenger RNA, 1935 nt
Organism: Mesoplodon densirostris (Blainville's beaked whale)
Lineage: Eukaryota; Metazoa; Chordata; Mammalia; Artiodactyla; Ziphiidae
Gene: TANGO2
Product: transport and golgi organization 2 homolog
Exons: 9
Coding region: 292-1122 (276 amino acids)
Biological process (GO): protein secretion; Golgi organization
Cellular component (GO): Golgi apparatus
Source: RefSeq, a predicted model, not a curated record